Lytechinus variegatus (green sea urchin) is the source of this 4557-nucleotide messenger RNA. RefSeq names its product C2 domain-containing protein 5-like (gene c2cd5). NCBI's taxonomy places the organism in Eukaryota, Metazoa, Echinodermata, Echinoidea, Temnopleuroida, Toxopneustidae. The transcript is spliced from 33 exons. Gene Ontology annotation, cellular component: plasma membrane. Gene Ontology annotation, molecular function: calcium ion binding; calcium-dependent phospholipid binding. The coding region runs from base 109 to 3180 and encodes 1023 amino acids. Gene Ontology annotation, biological process: positive regulation of vesicle fusion; positive regulation of D-glucose transmembrane transport; intracellular protein transmembrane transport. The record is from RefSeq and is a predicted model, not a curated record.
UUGUGGUUUUGUCAAGAAAUGUUACCGUAUAAGAUGAAGCGCCAAGGAAUGUCGCUGACCCUGUGUUUAUCUGAUUUUUUUGGCAUUUAAUGGUAUAUUUCAUGAAAGAUGCCUGGUAAACUGCGGGUGCGGAUCGUGGCAGCGAGAGAGCUGCCUGUAAUGGACAGAGCAAGUGACCUUGCUGAUGCUUUUGCAGAGGUGCGCUUUGGUCAAAGCACAUACAAAACAGAAGUCUACCCAAAAUCGCUGAACCCCCAGUGGAAUUCUGAAUGGUUCAAAUUUGAGGUUGAUGAUGAAGAGCUCCAGGAUGAACCAUUGCAAAUUCGGGUGAUGGAUCAUGACACUUACAGUGCACACGAUGCUAUAGGAAAGGUAUACAUCGACCUAAAUCCCUUACUUUGGAAGGACAGCGUCUCUGAUAUCGCGGGCUGGCUGCCCAUCUAUGAUACCAUGCAUGGUAUAAGAGGAGAGAUCUACAUCAUAGUCAAGGUGGAUCUAAUAGAGGAUGUCAACAGGUUCAGACAGUCAUCAGUCGGUGUCCAUUUCUUUAAUUCAAGUACAAUACCAUCAGGUUACAUUGUGACUGCAAUCCAUGGCUUUGUGGAGGAACUCGUAGUCAAUGAUGAUCCAGAACAUCAGUGGAUAGAUAUGAUUCGAUCACCAAGAGCCUCCAAUGAAGCUAGGCAGAGGCUCUUCUCAAAGCUUUCUGGUGAGCUUCAAAGAAAGAUUGGACUCAAAGUCUUGGAAUCAGAGGGAAAUGCCGUUCUUGGAUAUUGGCAGUGCUUUGACCUAGAAGGAGAGUCAGGGGUAGUUGUCAGAGGAAUAGGUACCAUGGCAACCAUACAAACAGCCAAACUACCCCCACCACCACCGACAAGCCCACCCAAAGAUGGCCCAAGAGAUGUUAAUCCCUUAGAUGACCAGAUGCAGACUGAUGGUCAACCUGGUUACGGUUCUCCAGCAGUGACCAUGAAUGUUGCCAAGCAAGCUGCACUGCCACCCUCGCCCACCAAGAACGUUCCAACUCCUAGAUAUGCCUCGGAUUCGGAUCUGACUGGUCAAGCUCAAUUGCCUAAGAUUGUAAUAGAUACUGAUGGUGUACCCACUCAAGGGAGCCACGGUACCGCAGGUAGCAGUGGGAGCGGGAGCGGACCUCAUCGGAUCGGUCUACCAAGGACAGUGCUGGCACAAAAUAACGUUGAUAUGCUGGAGUAUCCAUUCUUCACCAUGGUAUCUUUUCCACUUGGUUUCUUGGUUCACCUUGGUGGCAUGGUAUCUGCUAGGUCAGUCAAACUACUUGACAGGAUACACAAUCCAGAUGAACCUGAGACAAGAGACGCUUGGUGGAGAGAGCUUAGGACAGAGAUACGCUCUCAUGCUGUAGCUAUGGGAUGCCAUGCUGUAGUGGGAUAUAAAGAAACCACAAGUAUCUGUGAGGAGAUAUGUCUGCUUUCAGCCUCUGGGACGGCAGCCAUUGUUAACCUGGAGGCCGUUCAGCAAGCAGCCUUGAUGCAGCAAAAUAGUCCUAAUCUAACAAUGUCAUUGGAUAGAGCCGAAUUCCACAAAGAACAACAGGCAGCGACACCACCCAUUAUUGAAAGAACGGACAGUGGAAACCCAGUCCUGGACCAGUUGUCCUGUCGCUGUGCCAUGUGCCACAUUCCUUACAACGACUCAUCCCUUCCAUUCCCUGUACAACUUACAAAAUGUGCAAUAUGCAAACGCAGCAAGGUUCCUGAUGUGCUAUUCACCACCAUAGAGCCGCCAUCACAUCUUUUAUACACAGGGCAUGGCUGUAGUAUUCAAGCAAGAGUUUGUAGAAGUAAGAAAAAGACACAAGGAGAAGCAAAUGCAGCAUUGAUCAGUGAUGCCCUACCAUUCAUGGAAUACGAGCUCCACAGACAAAUGAUGAAUAAACUUAAGGUCAAAGGCAUGAACUGUCUUUUUGGAUUGAAGGUUCAAGUCACAGUAGGAGAGACAUUACUUGUUGGAACAGCGACUGCAACAGGUGUAUUCUUGUCUGCCCUUCCUCCACCUCCAGCUCUGAAAUUAUCGACACAGGGACCAAUAGGUUCAACCGAUAAACAUCUGCAGGCAUUCCAGGAAAGGCUUGAUAACAUUACAGCUAAAAACAAGGAGAUAUAUGGAUUACUGGAACAACAGGAAAGUGCAGUAGAAGUUGAUGGCCCACAGCAAAACCAACCUAAUGAAGAGUUGCUUGACCCUCAGUUGACCUCGGGUCAUAGAGAAACAUUUGUCAUUGAGAUUGACGACAUUGAAGACACCGAAUCCGUCAUUGAGCUCUUUGAUCAAGCAUUACCACAAGGGUUUCAUAGUUGCAGUACAGAAAUGUUCCCCGGUAAUUUUGAGCCAACACAACACAUACAGACGAUCACGAUGAUGAGGCGAGCCUUGCUGACCGACACUAGUGGAACAACUAAGGUUGUGACAGGAUUAAUACAGGGCAUGAUACAGGGAAUCUGUUUCAAGCUUCGGAAGCUUACACCAUGUUGUCUGAGUAAAAUGGACAUCGAGUUUGCUUUGCAUGAAGAUGAAAUCAUUCAGAUCUGGUUGACAGCAGCAGUUGUAGGCAUGAAGCCGAUUGUUCCUGCUGCUAUCGCCCCUCAAAAAGGCCCCGUAAAGCCAUCUGCUGAUUCUGAAAUGAUGUUUUCAAUGGAAGAAGUCUCUGAGACUACAGCCUCAUCCACAUUGACAAAAGCUGGAGCAUCAUCUGGAGCUGAACCAAUGCAGCUGGAGAGAAGAAUUCAUCUCGCGAGUAACAAGCCAUGGCGACCAGAAGUUUUGAUCACUCCUUUGGCGAUUAUCCCCGGUGCAAUCAUCGAUCGUUACCUUGGCAACUUGAAUGUUUUCUUCAUCAGGGAAACAACUUCAGUGAGAGAAUCUGGCGGGGUGAGUGGUUUCAUGCGUAGUUUCAUCGCUGAAGUGAAAGCCAUUGUGAGACGUCACGUUGCCGCUUUAGGAGGGAAUGCCCUUGUAGCUUACGCUCUCAUUGAUUGCAUCAUGGAGGAGAGUCCUCAUAAAAACCAAUGCCAAUGCCUGAUCCACGUGUGUGGAGAUGCCGUUCACAUCCAGUAUGAAGAUUCAUCGAUGAAUCUUGACGGAAGCAGCGGAAAGAACUCGCCUCAUAUUGCCACGGCUGCACCUGCCACCCGUAGCUGAAACAAAUCUAUGGUAUCACCAAUGACAAGUUAAUUGCUUGUAGACGAGAAUAGAAAAAGCAGGUAUGCUAGUGCUGUUAUCGAUAACCUCCUCAUUGCUAGUCUUGUCAAUAAUGGCAUGUUUUUUUACACUUAGCGAUAUCGAAUAUGUGUAAUGUUCUAAGUAACCAUGUACAUGAGCAUUGAAUUGUGUAUGCUUCACCUACAUGUAUGAGCAUGUUUGAAAUAGAGUGCUUAAUGUUUGUUUAGGCCUACAUAUGCUAUCAUGCUAUAGGAAAGGUUUAUGGUAAAUAUCCGUGGGAGUUAUGGUAGAAUGUGAUGGGGAAAUUACACUUGAAAUGAAAAUAGGGUUGAGUGAGAAAAUAUGAUUUUUUUUUAAUUGAAAAUUCAUAAUUUGGGCAAAGCAGAAUACUAAUUUGCUCUUGUGAUGGUUUGCUGGUGGGUGUUUCAUAAAGCUGUUCUUAAGAUACGAAUGACUUUACGCACAACUGGUGAUCCUUUCUUGUGCUACAUGUAUGUGAUAUCCCUGUGUAAUGAGUUAUGACCUAAGAAUAUGUUCCAGUCGUGCCUAAAGUUGCUCGUAACCUUACGAACAGCUUUAUGAAACACCCACCAGGUCUGUUUAAGGUGCUCAUAAGUUGUAAUGAUCAUUAAUAUUAAACAGAGAGUAACUGUUACUGAGCCUUACUGGGGUAUUUUGCACUUGGAGGAAAGUCAACAAGGUGUGAACCAUCUGAAACAUCUGGUUCAAAUAUUGCAUCGUUUUUGUUUUUUUCCUUUUAGUUUCAAACCAAUAGUACCAACCUUUAUAUCUAAUGCACACAACCAUUAUUAUACCAAAAAAUUAGAAUGAUAAUGAUGAUAAUUGGCUUAUUUUAAAUCUUGAUGUUCACUUCCAGUAGGCUUGCUAACAUUCAUCUUUCGAUCAUAUAGUGGUAUAUGUUCUCUGAUUGAAACAUUGAGAGGCUCUGUAGGUCUUGGUCAUAUGUGGUAUUCAUCUCCAACUUCUCGUGUACGUAUUUAUGGGCUUCCCAUCCGAUGGAAACUGAAACAAACCAAAUGAAAGAUUGGUGGAAUGACUCAAGACAUCAAUAAACCCAUAUUAUUACUUAUAUGGAUUAAAUAGAUGAUGACAUCAUAGUCUCCCUUUAAAUGGCUUGACUUUGAUUGAGCAAAAGCCUACAACCAUACCAUGCUGAAUAUACCGGUUCUCAAGUACAUGACCCCGGGGUCUAGUGAGCGCGAUCACUAGUGAUUCUGUGAUGGUUCUGAAUGCUGCCAUCUACCAGCAAAAAGGUGAAAACGUCGUCUGCUUGCGUCGUGAUGUGCAUAAUUUGAUGGACCCACAAACAAUUCUACACCAGCAAACACAUCCAAG